GCUUAAACUUCCCGCGAAGAUAGAAGUUUCUUUACGAUGAAAACAUGCAUACUAACCAUGCUAACAGAGUUACAACAGAGUUUUUUGAUUAAUUUAUCUCUUUUCACGCCAGCUACUUAGCUUCAUGGAGUCAUACAGUAUACAUUAUUGCAUUAGGAUGAGAGAAUAGAUCAAAACUACACCUAUAAAGACUUGCAUAAUGUACGUGUACACUACAGCAAAAUAAGUGACUUGGUUUUGAGCUGAAAGAAAGAUGAGUGCUAAACAAAUGAUAGCAGUCCUCCAGGAACUGGGAUAUCCCAAGGCCAGUAAGCUGGAUCCCAAAGGUCUGGAAUGGAUGUUUGAAAAUGAGGCCAUGCUGCCAUUUUUGGAAUGGUUCUGUAACAGUGUGAGCACUGCUAAUCUCCUCUCCAAAGCUGAAGUUGAACAAUUUCAUUCAUUUGAGAAUUCAGAGGAGGGUAUUUUGGAAGGAGAACAGUUAGAACUUGCUUUGAAAAACAUGAAAGUUUCUCAGGAUGAACAUGUUUCUGAGGCCCAGUUAGAACAAGAAAUUGAGCAGUUGACAGAUAGUUUGGAGAGAAGUCAAAAACGAAAGCAAAGCCUUAUUCAAAAAAGGAACAAGUUGAGUCUCCACCACACUUCACUGAGUCAUACACAGUCUAAACUGUCCCAAACAGAGACCAGAGUAAGAGCUCAGUAUAAACGAAGUCUCGAUCAAAACCAGACAGAUAAUGCAAAGAUUAACACUAGUUUGGAGCAGUUAGUUGAGACAGUUGGUCAGCUGAGUGAAAUUUAUGAGCUGCCUGUUCAGGAAAAAGCAGAGGAAGCUAUGCCAAUGUUUUUAUCUCAGCUCUCCUUGGACGAAUAUCACCAGAAAGAGGAGAGAUUUUCUCAGGAGUUGUCUCACUUUACAAAGAAGAAAUUUUUUGAGGGUAUAGCAGAUGUGGCAGGCCAGAGUGAAGGAUCUCGUUAUGAAAUAUUAGAAAUUAAUGACCCCAGUAUUUCAUUAAUUAAAGGGGGAGGCCAGGAAGUCAAUAUAAGCCAAUGUAAAGAAUUGUCCAGAAUACAAAAAAGUUUUCCUGCUGCUAAACUAAAACACAUAGAAGCAAAGUUAGCAAGUACCCAAGCUGACCGUCGUUUAGAAACUGCAGAGGAUAUACUGAAGUUAAUUCAAGCUGGAGAGUUUGCCAAGGACCAUAACUCUAUCAAUGAACGUUUAAGUGACACAGACUCCUCUCUACAAAUGGUGGUAAGGGACCUAGAAAUUUUGUCCCAAGAUGAGAUCCCAGGAUUAAUUCAGGAGAGCCUAAGUUCCCAAGUCUCCCACAUUCUAACAGGGGAUUACAAUCUCAAGCUUGCCAGGCAGGAUUACUUCAUUUCAAACCAGGACCAGGUUAUACAUCCUUUAGUUCAACAAAGAGCAAGGAACGAAUUCCUUACGAUGGCCUUUGAGCUUGAGAACCGUAACCAUAGAGACAUCCAUCGGCUCCUUGUGGCGGUCAAGCAGCUUCUACAGAAUCAUUUAAAAGAUUGGCAUGCUAGAAUGAAAAUGAUGGAUGAUCCUAUGUUGACUCCAGCUAAAUACAAAAGAAGUACCAUUGACUCCCGGGAUGGCUUUGCUAAGAGACUUCACAAUGUGCUAGAGGUAGACAAUGCUCAGCAGUUAUUCCUUACUUAUUCAAGUCUGGAGGAGGGAGCUGAUAGGUUGAAACAAGUGUACUCUAUGAGCUGUAACCAGGCAGAGACGGCACUUAGCAACAAGGAGGAAAUACUGGAGGCUUUAGAACAAAAUAUGCACGGCUGUGAAGAAAUGAUCUACUCUGGGUCUAGUACCACGCACGGUCAACCAUCCCUGACACCACCUCAGCUUCAGUCAGCCAUGACACAGUUAGAGGGAAUGCUGGGAAGGCUGGAACAUAGCAUCAAGGAUAUUGUCAGAAAUCUAGAGCAGAAAAAACAGACUUUGAAGAGUGACCCAUUGUUAUACAAAGAAAGAAAGCUCUAUGUCUACUUCUUCACCAACCCAGCUUGUUUAAGACAGCUAUUUGAUGAAAUGUCAUCCCGAUUGCAGGCCCAGAAAAUGUAAAUCAUCGUCAAAUUUAUUUCCUGAUUUCUGCUCUCUAGCAUGAUUUGAAUCACAUUGUUGAGAAGGAGCUAUUUUUUUGUUCAAAGGAGAAUAGCUUAUGGUGACUGAUUACUCUUGAUUUGAGUAUUUAUUCAUUGGAUCUGAUUAUUUUUUUAAUUGUUGUUAUAGAAAUUAAAUAAAGUAUUUCUUCACCUUAGCUGAUCGCUCAAUAUUUGUUAGAGUUU
Messenger RNA from Magallana angulata, 2310 nucleotides. Its product is annotated as HAUS augmin-like complex subunit 3. The record is from RefSeq and is a predicted model, not a curated record. Gene Ontology annotation, biological process: spindle assembly; centrosome cycle. The transcript is spliced from 14 exons. Lineage: Eukaryota; Metazoa; Mollusca; Bivalvia; Ostreida; Ostreidae. Gene Ontology annotation, cellular component: HAUS complex; centrosome; mitotic spindle. Bases 254 to 2086 code for a protein of 610 amino acids.